Molecule: messenger RNA, 5410 nt
Organism: Myxocyprinus asiaticus (Chinese sucker)
Lineage: Eukaryota; Metazoa; Chordata; Actinopteri; Cypriniformes; Catostomidae
Product: lethal(3)malignant brain tumor-like protein 4
Exons: 21
Coding region: 1131-3482 (783 amino acids)
Biological process (GO): regulation of DNA-templated transcription
Cellular component (GO): nucleus
Molecular function (GO): zinc ion binding; protein binding
Source: RefSeq, a predicted model, not a curated record
ACAACUUGUUGCCAUGGUGAUGAACAACACCUAAAACGACUGUUAAAAAGAUGAUUUAAACAAAUUUACAGCUCCAAUACAAGUUUUAACAGAAGAACUAAUGUUAGAAAUGUAGGAAAAGUAAUGUUUUAGGAAAUUAAAAGCUUCACAUUUCUGCUUUUAAACCCUCCAAAAUUGGCCCCCAUUCACUUCCAUUUUAAGUGUCUUACUGUAACACAGAUUUGUGCUUAAUUUUUUUGAAGAAAAGGAGAGACAAGUCAAAUUAUUUUUUUGUGGUAAUCAAUAUUAUGCCACAAAUGCUGUCGAUUGCACUUAACUUGUAUUGAACCCAGAAUAUUCCUUUAAAGUUUUAAAUGAUUUAUUUAUUUUUUUUAAUUUAUUUUUUUUAAUCAAUCUAGUCAUGAAUGUUGAAUCAUGAAAGCAAUUUAAAUGGCUAUUAAUUCUGCCUUCACGUGCUAUCUGAAUUAUCGUAAAUAUGAGUUUCCCACUUGGAAGUUGCACAUGAAUGACCCCUAAAGUCAUUCAGUGACUAUUAAUCUUGAUACCCGAGUUUCCGAGAUGGGAGGAGUCCUAAACUUUCAACAUGGUGGAGGAGAGUACAGUUUCUGUAGUGAAUGACAGGUUUUGUUCAUAAAUACAGCUAAUUGUUAGUGCUUGCUGUUUUGGGCAAAUUCGCUUAUGUAUAUCAGCAACCAUUCUACGCAUGUUUAUACUGUGAUAAUAGCUUGUAUUUGACCAAAAUUCCAUUAUCGUGAGAAAGCUUACUGAAUGAUAUGUAUUAUGGUGUCAAAAUAAAAGUUCCUCAAGAAAUAUGUAUGAAUGAACCUGGCAUCGUCCAUGUUUCCUUUUCUUUCCGACAACAAAGCACGUGAACACGACAUACUCGUAAUUACCACUUCAGAAGUGGGAAGCACAUGAAGGCAGCAUUAUUCCUAUCUUUUAUCUUCUGCUGCUUUCUUAGUAUAUCCAAUCCAACUCUUUAUUGCCUUUAUUUAUUGUCUGAAACAGCAUGUGUAUCUCUGUUUCUUAAGACUUUAACUUUUACUGUCUUUUUAAUAUGUGUUGUUACUUGUAAAUUCUCCCAAACAUAGGCCUACAUACACACAGAGAGAGGAUGAGAACACAAAAAUAUGGCAGACACAUCUACCAGUGAUGGCCCUGCCACAGGAACAGAUUUUGACAUGAUUAGUGCUCUUGACUGGAAGGACGGCAUAGCCACACUGCCUGGGAGUGAUAUUCGGUUUCGGAUGACCGAAUUUGGCACGCUGGAGAUUGUCACAGAGGCAGAACCUAAAGAUAAUGGGGCGGAGUCUACAAACCUACAACCUCAAACUGCAGUCACCAACAACAGUCAUUCCCCUGAACAAAACAAACCUUCAAAUCAGACUGCAAUGCCCCAAUCAACUACAGAUCAUCAGACAAAUACUGUGGUUUCCACUGACCCCCACAGGCAGGCAGAGGCAAACAACACUAGGAGCCCAAGCCCGGAGGAAAGCCCAAGCAUGAGCAUAGUGUCUAAUGCAGCAAUUGCUCCCAGCACUGAGGUGGCAAACUGCAGGUCUUGUGGUCGCACUGGUUCACAGGAAUCUUUUCUACAGGGUAAAUUUUGCAGCGCUCCUUGUGUGCAACCUACCAGUGGCAGGUCAACCCCAGCUGAGGCAGUUGAAGUAGAGCGUUUAGGGAAACGUGUGAGAAAGAAGAAGAAGAUGUUUAUGGAUUCUGGAGAUGAAGAGGAGGACAACAUAGAAGAGGAUGAGGAGAAGAUGAAAUCUUCAAAGGGCAGAAGAGCAGCUAAAAUUGCUAGACUAGUGACAGCACCUCCUGCUAAGAAGAAAACAUGGAGUUGGUCAGCUUAUCUGGAGGAUGAGAGAGCAAUUUCUGCUCCCUUAAAACUUUUCAAAGAGCACCAGUCGUUUCCUCAGAGCAGAAAUGGAUUUAAAGUUGGCAUGAAGCUGGAGGGAUUGGACCCUUGUCACCCUUCUCUCUUCUGUGUUUUGACUGUUGCAGAGGUGCAAGGUUAUAGGAUUCGGCUUCACUUUGAUGGUUACCCUGAGUGCUAUGACUUCUGGGUAAAUGCUGAUUCAUGGGAUGUGAAGCCGCCGGGCUGGUGUGAGAAAACUGGCCUUAAGCUAUUGCUGCCAAAAGGCUGCAGAGAUGGCGAGUUUAACUGGAACACGUAUGUAAAGAACUGUAGGGGUCAACUGGCCCCCAAACAUCUCUUCAAAAGUCUUAAUACAUCAGUCACGCCAUCAGGAUUCCGUGCUGGGAUGAAACUAGAAGCAGUAGACAGGAAGAACCCAUCACUUAUAUGUGUUGCAACCAUUGCUGCUGCUGUCGACAACCGGCUUCUCAUCCACUUUGACAACUGGGAUGAUACGUAUGAUUACUGGUGUGACGCCAGCAGUCCAUACAUUCACCCUGUAGGGUACUGUGAGGAGGUAGGGUUAACGCUGACCACACCUGCAGAGUAUAAGCACCCAAAGACUUUCUCUUGGGUAAAGUACCUUGAAGAAACAGGAACCCAGGCUGCACCAGCCAGAGCCUUCAAACAGAGACCACCGCAUGGUUUCCAAACCGGCAUGAAGUUGGAGGCGGUGGACAGACGGAAUUUCAUGCUCAUCCGUGUAGCCACGAUCUCUGACACAGAAGACCACAGAAUCAAGAUCCAUUUUGAUGGAUGGAGUGAUGAGUAUGAUUAUUGGCUAGAUGCUGAUAGUCCAGAGCUGCACCCAGUGGGCUGGUGUCAGAAGACAGGUCAUCCUUUACAGCACCCCAAUGGACCCAGAGAUUCUCCAGUCCCACCAGGGCAAGGGUGCCCUACCCCAGGAUGCAACGGUGUUGGACACAUUAGAGGACCUCGCUAUGGGACACAUUACACGGCGGUGAGUUGUCCAUACUCAGAUCUGAAUUUGAAUAAGGAUGGGCUAGUGCCAGACAGACUCAGCGGGGAGAGACCGGUCACACUUAGUGGACCACCACGUCACCGCCGUGCUGAAACACUAACUCAGACAAACCCUACCACACCCAGCACCAGCACCCCAGAACCCCCUGACACCACCACAGACACCUCUCCACAAGCUCGAUCUGGCACUGCACCCAGAUGUUCUAAACCAUCUCAGGUGAAGCAGGAAGGUGACGGGAAAGAUUCUCUGCAGCAGUUGCUACAUGAAUCUGUGUUCUGUGGAUGGGAACCACCAAAGUUUCAACUGUGCUGGGAAAAGCAUGGCAAACUGCUACCUGAAGCCUUAGGCCUCACUGCCAAGAGAGUGGCCAAGUGGAGCACAGAGGAGGUUGCAAGUUUUGUGAGAGGGUUGCCUGGCUGUAGGGAGCACGCUGCCACCUUCAGGAAGGAGCAAAUUGAUGGCGAGGCCUUCCUGCUUCUUACCCAAACAGACAUUGUGAAGAUACUGAGCAUCAAGCUUGGCCCCGCUCUCAAAAUCUACAAUUGUAUCCUCAUGCUUAAGAGUGCAGAUGAAGAAUAGACUCGCUUCCUAUCAAACUGGACACAGGCAAAGACCUCAUAGCAACCGCUGCUCAUUCAAUUGGCGUAUUCGAAAAUUCUUCAUGCCCCCACCAAUGAAUCCAGCCCUCAUCUUACUAAAAGAACACAUUAACAAGACUCCAAUCAUUGGUUGAAUGAUAAUUUGAUUGAUGGAAAAAUCAGACAGUUGUGCAGACUCUAAGUGAUCAUAAAAAUCACAGAUCUUUAAGGCUGAUUCAGAGUUUUUUAUCUUAUGCUAACUGUAGUAAAUCCUAAAGGACUUUCAAAACAUUUCCACUGCAAUGCUCAUCUCUGCUCUUGCUCUUAAAUAGGUGUGCUAAUUUUCUUUGUAAAUAGAUAAUCUGAUUCAUAUUAGACUCUGGGAGGGGAGAGUACACCAUACUGAGGCACCUUAAAAUUCUUAAACUGGAUUCUUUCAUUGUUAAUAUUUAUGGUUACUGAAAUGGGUAAUUGUGUUUGGUGUUGGAAGCACGAACAAAAGCCACAAUAGUUGAGCUUUUACUUGAAAUGUAAAAAGUGAUAAGAAAAAAUGCAAAACGACCAUUGUUUGUAAUUGAACACAUACUGACCCUUAUCCAGAAUAAUCAAAAUUAGCCUGUUUGAGACCACUAGAGGGCAGUGGGAUUAUGUGUGUGCGCAUGUGUGUGUGCGUGUGUGAUUGAGAAUUUUGCAAGCAGAGUGUGUGAGAAAUAUUGUAUAAAUGUGUGCUUGAAUCUAAUGUCAGGGAAUUUUUGCUCUGGGCAAAUCUGGAAUUGAUUGUAUCAGUUUAUUUACUUCAUGAAAUGCAUGUUCUUUAAAAAUGCAUUUGAAAAGUUGUACAUUGAUGUAAGUGUAUAGUGAAUUGAAAUGGAUUUGGGAAUAAAUGUGUAAGUGUGUGUGUAUUUAAGCUUCAGAGAUCCUGACAUUUUACCUUGUUACAAUCAUACCUGAAAUAAGCACUAGCAUUAUAUUGUUCUGAGUUUUCAGCCUUGUCAGUCACCAAACAAAUGCUUUUUGUUCAUUAGCAUUUGCUAUGGGCAUUAUACUUGAUGUUGCUAAUGACGCUGAAAUGUACUGUUCCUGAUUUUAAAGCAGCAUCUUACUCGGUCUCCGCAAACCAUUCCUUUUUCAUGUACUGGUUUGGAUUUGCAGUGCUUUUCAAUGCUGUUAAAAUACAUAACAUGCGUAUGCAGGUUGAUCCAUAUAAAUAUGCUCUGAUGGGGUCACUGGAUACUGGAGAAAAAUGCAUGGAAGCUGGUGAUACUUAAAGAUGGUCAUACAAACUGCCUGCAAUUUUAAAUAAAUAUAGAGUAUGGUCUGCAGACAAGGACCAAGGCAUUUUUGCAGGCUACAGUUGACUUAAUAUGCUUGCAAAAUUAAGAUAAAUUUUGGGUCCUCAUCACAACGGUGUGAUUAAAGGAAUAUUCCGGGUUCAAUACAAGUAAAGCUCAAUUGACAGCAUUUGUAGCAUAAUGUUGAUUACCACAAAAACUAAUUUCGACUUGUCCAUCCUUUUCUUUAAAAAAAAAGCAACAGUCGAGGUUAUAGUGAGGCACUUACAAUGGAAGUGAAUGGGGCUGAUUUUUGGAGGGUUUAAAAGCAGAAAUUUAAAGCUUAUAAUUUUAUAAAAGCACUUGCAUUAAUUCUUCUGUUAAACCUCAUGCAUUAUUUGAGCUGUAAAGUUGUUAUAUCGUCGUUUUUACAGUCAUUUUAGGGUUUGUUGACAUUACAACGUCAUGUUAACAAAGUUGUAAAAUUGGCUAUAACUUCACACAGAAAAGAUUAGUUAGUGAUUUUAUCACAUAAAAAUCAUGUUAACAUGCAUAUUGUUUAGCUAUACUUUUGAAAUAGUGAGUAUUUUAAUGUUUAUGGAUUGGUCCCAUUCACUUCCAUUUUAAGUGCCUUUUUGGAGGUUUUUUUUUUUUUUUU